Molecule: messenger RNA, 2973 nt
Organism: Echinostoma caproni
Lineage: Eukaryota; Metazoa; Platyhelminthes; Trematoda; Plagiorchiida; Echinostomatidae
Source: the annotation of a GenBank genome assembly
AUGGCCUCCAUCGGAGAAAAUUCGAUGCGGAAACAUUUACGCGUUUGUCGGCGCCGUCAAAAACGCCGCGUUUCCAAUCGUACGGCCGUACUCUCUGUCAACACGACCCAUACUUCUCGCACUCAUACUUCUCAGGGCGGUUCAACAACCGAGUCCGAUUCAGUGUACUUGGUAGAGGAUAUCCUCGGGGAGCGAAUUGUUAAGGGUCAAAAAUUUUAUAAAGUGCGGUGGCAAGGGUUUCCUCCUGAGGCGGACAGUUGGGAACCAGAAGAAAAUCUGUCUAAUGUGCUUGAGGCCAUCAAUUUAUACCAUCGACGCCAAACGGAAGAACUGUCUAAAACAGGAAGUGACUUGGCAAAAGAUUGUCCCUCGGGUUGCGCCAACUCCCCUGCUUCCCUGCCCACGCCCCCUUCUACGCCAGGCUGUUCUUUAGCCAAGCGGCUCCGGGGUGCAAGUGAGGAACGCCAUUCACAUCCAUUAGGGCUAAAACGCAAGCACGGUCCAAAAUCGAGAACCAGUGGUCGUUACGAGUACGUGCCAAAACACGAACUGGUCGCUUCGAAAACAAAGUAUUUUGAUGAUAUUCGGGACGGGAAAAUAGAUCUGAGUUCAAACGAUUUAUAUUCACGUGUGAAGACUCGCAGGCGCAUGAACGAGACAUCUCAUCCAAACACGAGUACCGAGUCUGUACAUAGCACAAGUAAUAGUGUUCAAGGCGAUCCGGAACAUGAUGUCGAAACUUCCAUAGAUCCGUUGGCCUCGUGCUCUUUGAAGCGAGAGCCCACUUCCCCUGCAUCUGACUCGAUCCACGCCGGUGGUUCAUUAAGCGGAUUUCAGUCUACAGUAGACAGCACUGAGUCCGAGCAACUAAAACCCCAUCUGACCGAUCCCAUUGAAGCAGCUCUAUCUGAACCUAUCUCAGAUAUGACUCAAUGCUAUUCAAUUGUGGAGCUGGAAACUCCUCAUGAUAUGCCUAUUCGUUCCACCGCUGAUUGUGCGACCCAGUCUGAGGAUCAGGUGUUGGAUAUCCAAACUUCUGGGUUGUGCGUGCCAUCGGCAUCCUCUUCUUAUCACCUGAAGGUGUCAUCCGUGGAUGUGGCCCUUUCACCAAUUGCUUUUAACAACCAUAUCGAUGACGAAACACAUUCUCCCCUGCGAUCCAAUUCAAUGGAGGUAGAGAAUACAGAAGAAAAACUGUUGGAACCCCGUGAAGAAUCCUCUGACAGACAGGGCCCAAUAGUUUAUUCACUACGCAAACUAGUGCAAGACUACUUUCGCUUGAUUGCUUAUGUUCAGCGAACGAGUCCUGAAGCGAAAAAAACGGAUUCCGUUGAGUUCAGCAAUGCUAACGAUGAAAUUCGUUCUCUGGAUGAUCUUCCACGCUUGGUGAACUACAGUCCACAGGCCUCUAUUCGUUCACGUGAGGAAUUUCUUGAAGCAAUUAAUGCACAACGCUGGAGUCUUUUGUCCACAGUAACCGAGCACUGUUCACCUAAUGCGAAACCCACUGGUUAUGUAGCUCAACCUGAUAAAGUGACCCUACCAUGGUCUAGUCAAGCUGAUAGUGAAACAUCCAGCGAACUUCUCACCGCCGCCCUCCAGGCUGGCGGUGAUCGGCCAAUUGUUCUAGACCAUUUACUCCGCACUGGACUUAAUCCAAAUGGCCGCAUCACGGACGAAGGAGCCCAAUGGCCUCUACUGGUAUAUGCUGUCCGCUUGCGUCGCUUACAUGCAGCGCAAGCUCUGCUUGAUGCUGGAGCCUAUCCAGACAGUGUGGAGCCUGGUCCGAAACGCCGAACAGCCCUUGGGGUAGCUAUUGCUGCGGGUGACGUGGACAUGGCUCAUAUGCUAAUAUUGGCUGGCGCCAAUUUCUACGAAGUGGAAACGGGCACUACUGCUCUCAGUUUGGUCAUGAAGUUGAUCAAUGCGUAUUCAUCCACUCCUGUUCCAUUGUCCAAACUGCCUCCACUUUCCGUGGCGGAGGCACAAGAUCGUCGACGUAGCGUGGACAGCGAGCUGCCUCCUGUCCCUCCUCCUUCGCCCCCACCUGGAUUCGAGAUUCCUACAGUGCCAAAGUCGAUACUAUUUAACGCUAUGAUUCAUUCGGCUGUUACGGCUGGAUCCAGUGUUAACGCAUCGGACAACAUCACCACAACAAACACAACUACAAUGUGCACUUCUACCGCACCUUCCUUAGCACAUUAUUCACCACACGUAAACACCAAAUGGCACCAUCACCCGAACAACGGAGCCAACGAAGAUGGAAUACGACCGCUGAUAGGUUUACCCUCUGUAGACAGUUUACGACGUUUGUACGAUUUGGUCGCGGUGCAUCAUGCCCGUCUAUCGGUCCGUGUAACUGGGCUCGUGCGUAACUGGCUUACCCGAGCCGGUCUCUCUCAAGUGGGUCUAGUUUCCCCUUGUCAGUGGGUUCACACACGUCAGCAGAGUGUGUCUUUACGAUUCACCUGGCCACAUCCCUUUCAUUGGGCUAAAUUGAACAAUUCUCGACCUGUUGUUCCCAUACUACUACUUGUUCACGGUCGUUUGCUGCCUCCAGCCUGUUAUGACUUGUGGAUGGAUGACGACGGUCCGUGUCUGAUCGAUACAGUGUGUUUAGACGGUCAUGUGCAACAAAAGCCACUAGGACGGGCCGCGUUUACCACUACUUUGUUCCCACUCCGUUGGGAUCAAGCGCGAACUGGGAACACACCUACCGGGGGGCAAACACACGCACAUCACGUGUCCGUUACAUUCCGAGCCACAAUGGAUUCAAGUUUGGAGAGGCGAACAUGUGUUGCUCUAAUGAUUGUUGCUGUUACACAGGAUGCAAGUCAAUCACAUACUGGAACUACUCCAGCUAAUGGGCGUGGUUCUCUUCGUCCACCGCCAGCUCGAUCGACACUGUCUACUUCGAGUCGAACGACCAUUGGGUCACCACCUCACGUUUCCCGACAGCGUUCUGUUUCCUGA